CUGUCCUGGAUUAUGUUCUCGCUAUCCCUUAGGUACCAGUAGCGACGGUCGGUUUCAGAUGUUGUGGUUUUUAAGGAGGGGGUCUUAACAGUUUUCUCGCAUUCCUUUUCACGACACCUGAGUUAAAAACGGCUAACUUUGUAGCUAGCAAUAGCACAGCUCUGACCCGACUGCCACAUCAGACAUGCUACUUAGCCACCUAGCCGUGUGAGGAUUUCAGCUAACGGUCGUUAAUCGUCGAGCUACCUCGACAGCUCUACCACAACAAUGGACGACGCGUGCAUGAAGAAGCAGAACUGGGACGUGAAGGAGACGGAGUUGUUUCUUGAAAUCCUCAAGGAUUUGGACAUGAAGAAAUGCUUGGACGGGAGGAAAGUGAGGAAUAACACACUCUUCAAGGUGGCUCACAGGAGGAUGACAGCUGCCGGCUACCACAGGUCCGUGGACCAGUUAAAGUUUCGCUGGAAACUCCUCAAGAGUGCGUAUUACAAGUGCAAGAGAGCGCCCAACUCUCCGGCUCCGACCAAGAUACAGGGCUGGUGGCGCUACGAGAAGACAAUGGUCGCUAUCAUGGAGUCCAGACACCCGCUGGUCGGGGCUGGAGUGAACUCAGACAGGAACGAUGAAGUGACUGAAGACUCGGAUGGAGACGCGUCAAUGCUACACUGGCCGCAGCCCUGCCCGGACAAUAGCACCCAGAACCUGGAUUUAAUUGUAGGGAUCAAAAUGGACCCUGAGAUGGACUCGCAGUUAAAAAUUGGUUUUAUUGGUGCAGGCAACAUGGCCUAUGGCAUUGCAAAGGGCAUCUUGUCUGGGAAUAUUCUUGCUGAAAACAUUCAAGUGAGCGCACCGUCAGUCCGGAAUCUAGGACGGUUUCAGGAGCUCGGGGUCGCUGUCACUCACUCCAAUAUAGAGGUGGUGUGUGGUUCGGAUGUGGUCUUUCUGGCUGUCAAGCCUCACCUUAUUCCACCAGUUCUCAAUGAGAUCGCGCAACACAUCACAGACAGACACAUAGUUGUGUCUGUUGCGGCAGGAAUAACACUAGCAACAUUAGAGGAGCUCCUUCCAGAGAACACGGUCACUGUCCGCUUGAUGCCAAAUCUACCAUGUAUGGUUCAGGAAGGUGCUCUGGUCUUUGCAAGGGGAUCGCAUGCAAAAGAGGAGGACGGAGCUCUGCUUCGCUCCUUGUUACAUCACUGUGGUUUGGUGGAGGAAGGACCUGAGGCCUGGAUUGACAUCCAUACAGGACUCAGCGGGAGUGGAGUCGCUUUUGUGUAUCUGUUUGCUGAAGCGCUGGCAGAAGGAGCCGUUAAAAUGGGCAUGCCGAGUUCUCUGGCCCACAGCAUUGCAUCUCAGACUGUUCUGGGUGCUGGGAGAUUGAUGCGUGACACCGGCAAGCAUCCAGCUCAACUCCGCUCAGAGGUCUGCACCCCGGGUGGAACAACUAUUUACGGGCUUCACAUGCUGGAACAAGGCGGCGUGAGGGCAUCAACCAUGAGCGCUGUGGAGUCUGCCACUGAGAGAGCCAGGGAGCUUGGCCGUAAGUCAGCGGCGGCAAACCGAAAAUGACGGCUGCUUUUCAAUAACGGACUCAUUGAACUUAAAGCCCAACAUGAAAAAAAAGUGAUGACAAACCUGACAAAUUCAACCUCAUCAUAAAACACAGAAACAAAACUGGAGAUUUUUGCUCUUAUUUCCCCUAAACAAGUGCAUUUUAUACUUAACUUUUCUCUGACCAGAAUGAAUUGUGAGCAAAACUUAAAAAAAUGGCUUCACGUUGACACUGAGAGGUACUUAAGAGAGAGUGACUACUUCUUACAUGCACAACAGUAAUAAUGAUGAAGGCAGUCUAUUGUAUGAUGCACUAAAUGUCAUACAUAAAUGUUUGAUUUUGAAGUUGUGCCAUUAUUGAGACGGUGUUAGCUUGAGUUUGACUACAAAUAACAAAAUGGGGAUACUAAUCUAUACUGUGUAGAGGAAGACUCAAUCUGUUAUGUAGCACCAGUCAGGCCAAGAAACAUCUUGUGGAAACUUCAACCUUUGCCUUACUGGCCUUGAUUGGCUUAUAUCAUGCAUGUAUUGUGUAGUGCAGAAAGGCUCUUAAACAUGUGGAUGUACAGUAUCUAUAUAAAUAUGGUAUUAAAUAUUUGGCUGUAUGCAGCCUGGCACUUAAAUUAGUGAUAAUGACGUCAGGGUGAUUGCGAGUACACGGCUGAAUCCCAGUGAUAGCUUCAGUCUCAGGUGUUGGAUUCAUCGAGUCACUCUGUAGAAAACUACAGUAUUGACUAUCUACAAUGCCAAGUGUGUAGAGAUAGUUUACAAUAAUGGGGGAAAGGAUCACUUUGUGCAUUGCCUUAUUUUUUUUUAUUUAUUUAACUUAAUUAAUUGGAAGCUGUAAAGCAGUAUAUUGUCCCAAAUAUAGACACAUACUUCAGUCUCCUCAGAAUGGUUAGGUCCUUGAGCAGAGGGAGGUUGUUGUUGUUCAUACUGUAGCUUUGGCCUUGUUGUUUUGCAGUUGGGUGAGUUUGUGUUGGCUGAUUUAUCAGCUGGUUUCACAUUAAACAGCUUAACAAAUAUGUUUAGUUCCUUUUGUUUAUUGUUUGUGUGCUGAAACCUUAACUGUUAUUUUUGCUAAAUUAUUAGAAUAUUCAGAUUCCUAGCACACUUUUGUUUUGUAGAGCAAUCUUUGUCUUGUUCUAUCACUUAAAAAAAGGCCCUUUCUCCUUUAAUGAGAUUUCUCACCAUUAAACCUUCCUGUGUAACGUU
Molecule: messenger RNA, 2766 nt
Organism: Solea senegalensis (Senegalese sole)
Lineage: Eukaryota; Metazoa; Chordata; Actinopteri; Pleuronectiformes; Soleidae
Gene: pycr3
Product: pyrroline-5-carboxylate reductase 3
Exons: 7
Coding region: 268-1569 (433 amino acids)
Biological process (GO): L-proline biosynthetic process
Molecular function (GO): pyrroline-5-carboxylate reductase activity
Source: RefSeq, a predicted model, not a curated record